CAGGAAACGAAUGAGUGCUGGAUUUUGUUAAAUGCAUCCAAAAAUACCGAGGUUGGAACCAAAUCGUUUAUAAAACCAUAAUAACAACAAAGGGAACUCUUUCUGAAAGCAGGAGACCGCACGAGACUGUGGCCAUUAUCAAAUUGGGGAUGUGGGUGAAUCUGAGAUCGGCCCUCUGGUCUCUGGUUCUUCUGAGCCGGAUCAGUGAGGGAUCCGGUUUAGGAGCAGCUGUGAAUAUUGAGCCGCUUGAUCAGGCUGGAUCAGAGCAGGUGAGUGCUCAUUAUAGUGUGCUUUCCAGCUUGCCCUGUCCUGCUCUGGAUCAGGUUUGUAAUGAGGUGACCUGCAUGGCUCAGAUCUCCUCCACUCCUCUCAGAGGACUGUUCCCUUCACCAGGCUGGUGCCUCCUUCAGUGGGAGACAAACAUCUCCAGCAGCUACACCUCCACACUGCAGCUCGGAUCUGACAGUGUGACUCUGUACACACAAGCCGAUCUCUCCAUCAGAGCGGACACACAGCGCAUUAACCACCCUCCACACGCUGCACUCCCUCCACCAAUCAGAGUGCGUGCCGGAUGUCAUCAGGAAAUCCCUGUGUAUGUGAUGGAUUUAGAUGGAGAUGUCGUUCGCUGUCGUUAUGGGAGGAUGGAGCUCACUCAAUUUCUGCAGCUUAAUAAAGAGACAUGUACACUGGUGUAUGAAGGUGGAGCAGCUGUGGGUCAGUAUACAGUGGAGAUCUUGGUGGAGGAUUUUCCUCAGAUGGAGCAGAUGCCGUUCUCCACUGUUCCUCUGCAGCUCUCAAUAAUCGUUGAAAGUGGAUCAGGUUGCCCUGCAGUGCCAGAGUUCACUGGUGUGAGUCCAAUAGGUGGUGAUGUAGUCCGUGUGCUGCCCUUUGAGGAGAUCAAAGUCAAUAUUACAGCUCACUCAACAGAACAGAUAGUGUCUGAAAUCGCUGUGAUUGGUCCAGAAGGUCUCUUCAUAUCACCCAUGGAAACGGGUGCAAACUCUCAGAUGUCUGUCAGUCUGUCGUGGGUCAGAGGUCCUGAUCAGUCAUCUCGUCUCAUCUCCAUUUGUUUUACUGCAAACACUCAGAGUCUGCAGUCUGAGGUCCGGUGUAUGUGGCUGCAACUUAUGCAAACAAACCCUUUGCCCCCUGGAACAGAGUUGAGGUGUUUGGAGCAUGAGCUGCAGAUGUCUGUAGUUCUGCCCCUGUCUUUCCUGGAGAAUGUGCCUUUGCCUGACCUGCAGCUGAACGACCCCUCAUGCCCAGUAUUUCACAACAAAACACACAUCACCAGCACAUUCUCACUGAACGCCUGUGGCACCAAGAGACUUCAUUUGGGAUCAGAACUGCUGUACACUAACACUUUACGCAGCGUCAAUCCAAACUUCACCAUCAGCCGUAUGGCAUCUCUAGUUCUUCCACUAGCCUGCAGGAUUCCCGGUCAACAGGCCAAAGGUCCGAGCUUUAGGAUCUCUAUACCCUCAGAAGUGGAGAUUUUUGGUGCUGUGAGCUUCUGGAUUGAAUUUCAUCGUCCUGGAGAAGGCCCGUUGGCUGCUGAGACGCGCCUGUCUCGGUUACGCUCAUCUCAACCGGUGCGUGCGGCACGAGCGCUCACUCGCGCUAGCAGGAUCGACACGUUGGACCUGCAUGUGUUUUCUAACUGCUCAUUGGCUCGUGUGGAGCUCAUGGUCGGGCGCUGCGUUGAGUCACAAACACAAGACUUCAUGGAGACACAACCUCUGCUGAACCAGGGGUGUUUAUCUAGCAAUGGCACUACAGAGAUCCUGACAUCAACAUCAACUGUUCGGAUUUACCGCUUAUCUCUGGGUUCUCUUAAUUUAAAGGGAGACAGAAUGUAUGUUGAGUGUGAGGUGCAUCUGUGUGUGACCUCUAAACAAAGCCAGCAAUGUUCAGACCCUUGUGCAGGACAGUCUGACCAGACGAUAAUAGACAGCAUCAUGACUCACACUUAUAGUGUGCGCUCAGGGCCGGUGAUGCUCAUUAACAAAGCCACUCAAACCAGCACUACCACUGUUAAAUCAACACAAAACGCUAAACCUGUCACUCAGCCCGCCACCAGCCAGUUAAUAGCCACCACUGCCUCUCGAGCUCCGGACAGAACUGCAUUGUGGGUUGAUGCUUUGAUAUUGGCUGUGUUCAUACUCGCAUCAUGUGCUCUUCUACAGUGAAAAUUAUGCCAAACACAGCUGGAGGACACUUCAGCACUGACAGAUCACAAUCAUAAUAUCUUUUUUCUUUUUCUUUACCAUUCUGUUUUAGAGACAAUCCCUAACCAUUUUGUUCCAGGAGAUACAGCACACCUUACUUUUGAUUAUAAACAUGAACAUUGAUAUAAGUUUGUUUUUCCGCACUCUACACAAUCUUUUAUAGUAGCAUUUUAUCUGGAAAGAUUGCCAUCUAUAUGUCAGUGGGGGUACUAUUCUUUUACAGUGUAUAUAUACAGUAAACCCGUCAUUUUCAGUAAAAAAAAAAAAAUAUGAUAAUUAAAAUACAAAUUGUAUAUGUUUGAAACAAAUACAGAACAUCUGAUGUUUAUAUCAUCGAAAAAUUCCAUUGACUUCCACUGAAGAGGUCCCCACAUUUACACUGACAUCCAAAAGUAUAGAAUAAUGUAGAGAUUUAGCUGUUUCGGAAGGUAAUUGGUACUUUAAUUCCCCAAAGUGGAAUUCAGCUGAUCACAAAUAUAGUCAAGACAUUACUGAUGUAAAAAAUCAGCCCCAUCACUAAAAAUAAAUAAUUUUUGUUCCAGGGGCAAAAAUGUCAUCCAAAUGUUGGGGGGGGGGACAAUAAACAUAACAAUUCUCAAGAGGAAUUUUUGAAGGGGACACCAAUAAUACAGGCAAAAUUGUACUUGCAAGGAC
Xyrauchen texanus (razorback sucker) is the source of this 2882-nucleotide messenger RNA. RefSeq lists its product as uncharacterized. The coding region runs from base 150 to 2189 and encodes 679 amino acids. The transcript has 15 exons. NCBI's taxonomy places the organism in Eukaryota, Metazoa, Chordata, Actinopteri, Cypriniformes, Catostomidae. The record is from RefSeq and is a predicted model, not a curated record.